This is a messenger RNA of Aethina tumida (small hive beetle), 3598 nucleotides long. It is a transcript of the gene FER, whose product is annotated as tyrosine-protein kinase Fer. Bases 390 to 2933 code for a protein of 847 amino acids. Lineage: Eukaryota; Metazoa; Arthropoda; Insecta; Coleoptera; Nitidulidae. Gene Ontology annotation, biological process: peptidyl-tyrosine phosphorylation. Gene Ontology annotation, molecular function: non-membrane spanning protein tyrosine kinase activity; ATP binding. The record is from RefSeq and is a predicted model, not a curated record. The transcript has 14 exons.
UAGACUUGGUGUAAGUCGGACAGCGUAUCCAGCGAUACCUCCACCAGCAACUGGUCGCCGGUGCCAGAGCCGAACCCGAGCCCAAGCCAGUGGUCAAUGGAACUUCGGUUCGUCUACAGGUGUCGUUGAUUGCUCGUUCGAAUAACUCAACAGCAACAUUCACCGAUGAUGUCAAUUGAAAACAAACAAAAUACGUGCAGACGGUGAAUCGUAUCCGUGCUCAAUAAAUACACGUCGAUCGGAUUAAGCUCCUGUGUUUGUUAUUGCAUGUUAUAGUUUUAGUGUUUGAUAUGUUUUACAUCAGCGAUGUAGAUAUUAUUGGCGUUACGUGUUUUCGCUAAAUCAGUUAUGUGAAAUCUGUGUGCAGCGUUACUUUGCGGCCUUCCAAGAUGGGUUUUUCGGUGCACCUCCAGGGGAAGAUCGCCCAUGACGCCCUCCUGUCGCGUCAGGAUGCCGAGCUUCGACUCCUGGACUCGAUGAAACGAUGUAUUGUGAACAAAGUGCGGUGCGACAGGGAUUACGCUCUUGCAUUGAGCACCACUGCUGCUCAAGGGCUGAAAAUUGAUAGGAGCGAUGAACUCUCAGGGAGCUUGGUGGCUUCGUCAUGGAAAAACAUGAUGGAGGAACUGGAGAACACGGCGAAACAGAUCAAGCAAAAUGCCGACAGCGUGGAAAGCAAGGCGCUCGAGGCUCUGAAUAGUCUGCACGCCGAAAAAAGAAAAGUCCGAAAACUAUAUCAGGAGGAACACACGAGGAUUCUGCAACAGUUUACACAUCUCUCAGAUGAAGUAAAUAGGAAGAAAACUGAAUAUCAGAAAUACUUAGAAUUGUACAAAUUAAUGAGAAGUAGAUUUGAGGAAAUUUUUGUAAAAACCGGACGAGGUGGUCGAAAGUUAGACGAAGUAAGAGAUAAAUACCAAAAAGCCUGUAGGAAGUUGCAUUUGACCCACAACGAAUACGUCCUUCUAUUGACAGAAGCUGUCGAAUUCGAGAAAGAUUUUAGAACCGUUCUAUUGCCAGGACUUUUGGAACAUCAGCAAUCAUUGCAAGAAGCAUUUAUAUUAGCAUGGAAGCAAAUUUUGCAAGAGGUAUCUAAUACUUCAGACUUGUCUUCUGAAAAAUUUAGAGAAAUUCACAAACGAAUAGAAUCUUGUAUAGAUGCAAUAAAACCCAAUGAAGAGUAUAAAGAUUUCACUGAAAAAUACAAAACUACUCCUACAGAACCUGUCAAAUUUAUUUUUGACGAAAGUUUGGUAGAAGAUUCAGCUGGAAAGCUACUUCCUAAUCACCUAGCAGUUGACAAUUUGACCAUCGAAUGGUUAAGAACUAAAUUAAGCGACCUAGAAACGAGCAUUAGGGAAAACCAAGAAAAAAGAAACCAAUUAACGAGUAACGAAAGUAUAGCAAAUGGUAAAACUACACCAACUAACGAAAUUAACAAUAGAUUAGCUGUAGACACGUCAAAGAAGGAAAUUAACGAAUUAAAAUGUCAGGAAAGGAAAAUGCUAAGACAGACUGAGCUCAUUAAGAGCGCAUUAAAUGAACUCGGAUGCGAAGAAGUGCCUUCAGGGUGUGAUCUUUCGAUAGACAAUCAACCUUUCAUAACAAAUUCUAGUGAACAGGGCGGCUCUGAGGGUGCGCUAAAUAAGCGUAGUGUUUUCGAUCAUCAGAAGAUUGUAAAAAUGUUACGUAAACCGUUCCGUCGGAAAUCAGUUCCAUCAUCGCCUGUGGCACCUCCCCGCACAAAAGGACGGAGAGACUCCGCCCCUAGAAGUGAAGGCGGUGAUCCCGUAUCCAUGACAACAAACAAAUCAUUGGUAGAUGAGGAAUGGUUCCAUGGGGUACUUCCCAGAGAGGAAGUAGUAAGGCUGUUGACCAUGGAAGGCGACUUUUUAGUUAGAGAAACGACACGAAACGACGAAUGCCAAACUGUCUUAUCAGUUUGUUGGGGCGGUCACAAACACUUUAUUGUACAAACUACUGCUGAAGGCCAUUACAGAUUCGAAGGUCCAGCAUUUCCUAGUAUAAGAGAACUGAUAUUAUACCAAUACAAAAGUGGACUACCAGUAACUGGUAGAUCCGGAGCAAUACUCUAUAAACCAAUUCCACGGGAACGUUGGGAACUGAAUAAUGAUGACGUUAACCUGUUAGACAAACUUGGACGAGGCAAUUUUGGAGAUGUAUACCGUGCUCAACUGAAAAACAGUAACGAAAUUGUGGCUGUAAAAACAUGCAGGGUUACACUACCGGAAGAUCACAAAAAAAAGUUUUUACAAGAGGGUAGAAUAUUGAAACAAUAUGAUCAUCCAAACAUAGUAAAACUUAUCGGCAUCUGCGUUCAAAAGCAGCCAAUAAUGAUAGUAAUGGAAUUGGUGCCUGGUGGAUCUCUAUUGACAUUCUUAAGAAAGAAAUCGUCGACACUGACAGAACCUCAACUCUUGAAAAUGUGUUUAGAUGCUGCAGCUGGUAUGAGAUAUCUAGAAUCCAAGAACUGCAUUCACAGAGAUUUAGCAGCUCGUAACUGUCUCGUAGGUUACAACAAUGUUGUUAAAAUAUCAGAUUUUGGAAUGUCUAGAGAGGAAGAAGAAUAUAUAGUUUCAGAUGGAAUGAAACAAAUUCCUAUAAAAUGGACUGCGCCUGAGGCGCUUAAUUUCGGCAAAUAUACAUCACUAUGCGACGUUUGGAGUUACGGCAUCCUAUGUUGGGAGGUAUUCUCUAGGGGAGGAACACCGUACGCUGGCAUGAGUAAUUCUAAAGCCAGAGAAAAAAUUGAUGCUGGAUAUCGAAUGCCGGCUCCUGAAAAUACUCCAGAAGCAAUGUACAGUCUAAUGAUUCAAUGUUGGGAGUACAAACCAGAAGCACGUCCGAAUUUUGAACAAAUUUAUUCAGUGGUUGAUAGUUUAUGUGCUGCUCACAGAGUUGCUUUUUUAUAAAAAUCUGAUUUCAAGAAGUCUAUGUUUGCAAAAUAACAAUAAAAUCAAUGCUUUUUACAUAUACGUAUUAUGGAUAUGUAUCAGCAAAUCUAUUCAUGCCUUCAAUAGUUUUAGUAGCAUUAAAUUUAUUCCGUCCGUUAUAUUUUAUGGCAACUAAAUCUUAAAUGUACUAGUCUGAAAUUUUGUUAAUACUCAUUUUACAGAAAAGUAUUAAAUGCUCUUUCUAGUUGAAGACUGAAAUUGGAUUUUGAUUUUAUUGUUUAUAAGCAAAUAAUAAAAAUGUAUACUUUAUUCUAUAUGCAAUUUUAAAAUAUGCAAAAAACUGUGGAUGCAUUAGUUUGAUGUUGAAUUUUAGUUUUUUUUAAUGUUUUAAAUGUGUGUUAUGUCCUAUUGAAACUAAGUUAUCGAUCUGCAAUAUUUCUGUGAUGUUUAUAUCCAUUAAAACGUGGAAUUUUACGUUAACUUUUCAAAUAGAUAUAAAUUUUAUUGUUUUAAAAAGUAUUAAAUGCAAACAUUUUUCUCAUAUAUCCAAAAGAAAAAUGUCAAUGUAAUAUAAAUAUGUAUGUUACUAACAUUUGGCAUUAAUACGGAAUAAUUUCAAUGUGUAAUAUGAUUUUUAAUAUUUAGAAUUAAGUUUUGACAUCAAUAUACUGUUAUUAAGUUUU